UACAUCAUUCAGCAUCUCUCAUUCCCGGGCUGUUGAAUCGAGCACUAGGUGGCAUCCACGGCUCCGCGUCUCUCCUCUUCAGUCCAGACAUCCAGGCAGAGGCGACGGGUGUCUCAGGGAACAGUCCCGGUGCGGGGACACUGCGAGCGCCAUGAGCAGGUGACAAGCGCCCGCUUCUAGGAGUGCAUCAUCACUGACUUGAGGACCACCGAUCUUGGGACCACAGGAGGAGGAGGAUGAAAAGGAUGCUCUUGCUCUCCAACGUCACCGACACCCCAAAAGCCCAUGGCUUCUUCAUUAGGGGUGCUCUGGAGAAACAGGUGUCGGGGAAGUGACGUCACGAGCCUCGGAAACCGGAGGUGUGCGCUUUGGAGAGCAAGAUGGCAGCGAAAUCCGACGGUCGGGGGGUCGCCACCGGUUUCGCCCAGCUGCACAACCUGGACGAGGCGGUGGGGAGCUGCGAGGACGACCCGCGGCAGGGCAGCUCCUUCCACAUCUGCCACUGCUGCAACACCUCGUCGUGCUACUGGGGCUGCCGGAGCGCCUGUCUGCAUUACCUCCUGGACAAGGGGAGAGACGUCAGGCGGCCCCCUCACGAGGAGCGCCUCUGGUUGGACUGCCUGUGGAUCGUCCUCGCGCUGCUCGUCUUCUUCUGGGACGUGGGCACCGACUUAUGGCUCGCGCUCGACUACUACGCCAAGCAGGACUACCUCUGGUUCGGACUCACACUGUUCUUCGUGCUGGUGCCGUCGGUGCUGGUCCAGAUCCUGAGCUUCAGGUGGUUCGUGCAGGAUUACACGGGGGGCGGCUUGGGCUCCGUGGAGGGUCUCAGCAGCACCAGGAGAUCCACGAGCGCAGGGGUCUACAACAGGGCCAGGUGCUGUCGCGUCUCAGUGUGGGUCUGGCAGACGCUCAUACACAUCCUUCAGAUGGGACAAGUGUGGAGGUACAUCAGAACAAUGUAUCUGGGCAUCCAGAGCCGCAGACAAAAGGAGAACCAGCGACGCUUCUACUGGGCCAUGAUGUACGAGUAUGCCGAUGUCAACAUGCUCCGUCUACUGGAGACAUUUCUGGAAAGCGCUCCACAGCUGGUGCUCCAGCUCUGCAUCAUGAUUCAGAAGAACCGGGCCGAAACGCUACAGUGUGUGUCGGCAGUCACGUCUCUCCUCUCUCUUUCCUGGGUUCUGGCCUCGUACCACAAGCUUCUGCGUGAUUCCCGUGAUGACCAAAAGAGCAUGAGCUACCGGGGAGCUGUGGUGCAUCUCCUAUGGCGAUUCUUCACCAUUUCCUCUCGGGCACUCUCUUUCGCCCUCUUUGCCUCGGUUUUCCACCUCUACUUUGGCAUUUUUGUGGUGCUGCACUGGUGUGCCAUGGCCUUCUGGGUAAUCCACGGAGGCACCGACUUCUGUAUGUCCAAGUGGGAAGAGGUGCUAUUCAACAUGGUGGUCGCCGUUGUCUACGUCUUCUGCUGGUUUAACGUCAAGGAGGGAAGGACCCGAUACCGCAUGGUGUUUUAUUACUCGCUGGUGCUAGUGGAAAACACCAUCCUUACCGCUCUCUGGUAUGCCUACAGAGACCCGGUCUCUACGGACUCUUACGCCGCAUCUGCCCUGUGUGGCGUCUUCCUGUGCUUUGCUUCCGGAGUGGCUUGCAUGGUUCUUUACUAUGGGGUCCUGCAUCCUAUGGGGCCCAGGUUGAGGGUGCUGGCCAGUUCCUGCUGUGCCGAGCUUCUUUGGGGCCUCCCCUUACCACCUGAGGCUGAGCCCAUGGCACCCACUCCAGGGCCCCGGGGCUCCCAAGCAACCCCGACCAGGGGCAUGGCUUCAGGGGAUUACAGUGAACCAGAGGAGGCCGCCACAGACACUUGCCUGCCAGUCUUUCAGGUGAGAUCAACUGAGCCCACAGAUGCGUCGGGACGGCCCAUUCCUCCAAAGGGGCCCCUAAUCAAGAUUGAUAUGCCCAGGAAGCGCUACCCAGCCUGGGAUGCUCACUUUGUGGACCGCCGUUUACGGCGGACCAUAAAUAUUCUCCAGUUCAUCAGCCCCAACGCAGUGGGCAUCAGGUACAGGGACGGACCCCUCCUCUAUGAGCUGCUCCAGUACGAGUCCUCCCUAUGAAGGCGUGCGAUGAUGCCGCUUUUCUCUACUCUCUCGACCCUCUCUGGUUCUCUGGUUCCCUUGGUGCUUUUUUCUUCAGAGUUUUUAUUAUUUAGUUGUGCUCUCGAGCUACAAGAGUGCAUCUAAGGUCUAAACAGAGAAUAUUCAACAUAUAUUUUGACUAACACAGUGUAGAGUUGAGGAACAAAGUGUUCGAAAUACAACAUUCCCUAGUUUGGGUUACUCUGGUGUGAAUGUUCGACUAAUACUGUAUGUAUGUUUGAUGGUGUUUGUGUUCCUGUCACCUCUGAGAUGUGCAUGAUGGGAAUGAUGGAGGAACAUAGUCUCUUGCAUCCUCAUUCUGAUUUCGCUUUUACCAUUUUGUGCCUAUGUUUUUGUUUUUUCCUAAACAGCUGUAACGACAGCUGAUCUUA
This is a messenger RNA of Danio aesculapii, 2530 nucleotides long. It is a transcript of the gene xkr6b, whose product is annotated as XK, Kell blood group complex subunit-related family, member 6b. Gene Ontology annotation, biological process: apoptotic process involved in development; engulfment of apoptotic cell; phosphatidylserine exposure on apoptotic cell surface. Bases 381 to 2117 code for a protein of 578 amino acids. Lineage: Eukaryota; Metazoa; Chordata; Actinopteri; Cypriniformes; Danionidae. The record is from RefSeq and is a predicted model, not a curated record. Gene Ontology annotation, cellular component: plasma membrane. The transcript has 3 exons.